Podospora pseudopauciseta is the source of this 643-nucleotide messenger RNA. It is a transcript of the gene LSM5, whose product is annotated as RNA-binding protein lsm5. Bases 2 to 418 code for a protein of 138 amino acids. Gene Ontology annotation, cellular component: U4/U6 x U5 tri-snRNP complex; Lsm1-7-Pat1 complex; U6 snRNP. Gene Ontology annotation, biological process: mRNA splicing, via spliceosome. Gene Ontology annotation, molecular function: RNA binding. The record is from RefSeq and is a predicted model, not a curated record. The transcript is spliced from 6 exons. Lineage: Eukaryota; Fungi; Ascomycota; Sordariomycetes; Sordariales; Podosporaceae.
GAUGGAUCGACCAAUAUGCAACUACCGAAGCACGAGGCAACUACAGCUCAAGCUCGCCCACCUCACACAACUGCUUAUUGCUUCGACUCAAACUCAUGUCCAACCCUCUCACAUUGAACCAACAAACAUCAAACGAGACCAAGAUACAGAAACAAAAAUGGCCUCCCAACUCCUCCCCCUCGAACUCAUCGACAAGUGCGUCGGCUCCCGCAUCUGGGUCAUCAUGAAAGGCGACAAGGAAUUCUCCGGCACCCUCGUCGGCUUCGAUGAUUACGUCAACAUGGUCCUCGAAGACGUGACAGAAUUCGACUACUCUGGCAAUAACACCCAACUCAAGAAGAUCCUCCUCAACGGCAACAACAUCUGCAUGUUGAUCCCAGGAGGAGAAGGGCCCGGCGGAGCGGGUGGUUCGCCAUGAUGACAAUCAAACACACAAACCAUAACCGGGGUGACAGAACAAGGCUUUUUAAGAAGAGAAGGGCCAGAAUAGUUGAACCAUGAGAUGGAAAAGUUCGCACCAACAUUGAUACCACCUUCAACCACACCCAGCAUCAACGCCUUGGCAAUGAUUACCGCUGUAUCUAGUUAUGCUAAUAAACAUGGAGAGAAAACCCCCUCUCCUAAAUUAUAUUUUUUCCUUUCA